GGAAGACCAGUCUGUCUACCGGACGAGGAGGAGGACAGGUGUUACCAUCAACCCCCCCACAAAACUAAAUGGUCCCUGGGGUUUAAUGAAGUUGUCUUUUAUUAAGUUUGACCUUGUUUUUCUCGGGAGGUGAUGGUGCGCAGCGACAUAGGAGACUGGUGCAGCCGCGUCGUGCAGCUGCACCAGUCCUCUCUGAGUUUCUCCUUGCUGAUAGUCGCCUACGUGCUCUACCUGGUCGUCGGCGCGGGGAUCUUCUCCGCCAUCGAGCUGCCGUACGAGCAGGAUCUCCGGGCGGAGCUGGAAGCGGCGCGCCGGGACUUCCUGAGCAACCACACCUGCGUGACCGACGCGCGCCUGCAGGAGCUGCUGGCCCGCGCCCUACAGGCCAGUAACCAGGGGGUGUCUGUGCUGGGAAACCACACCAGGAACAACUGGGACUUCGUGUCCUCCCUGUUCUUCACCAGCACCGUGUUGACCACAACAGGUUAUGGCCACACCGUUCCUCUCUCAGAUAUAGGGAAGGCUUUUUGUAUCUUCUACUCCCUCUUUGGCAUCCCUGUUACCCUCUUCUUCCUUUCCACCCUGGUGGAGAGACUGGUGGUCUUGGUGACUCGACGUCCGGUCUCCUACUUCCAUCGACGAUGGGCUAUGUCCAGGCCAAAGCUGGCGGCCAUCCAUGCCACGGCUCUCGCUGUCUUCAUGGCCCUGCUUUUCCUAUUUAUCCCGGCAUGGAUCUUUGUCACUCUGGAAAAAGACUGGAACUUCCUUGAUUCUCUGUAUUUCUGUUUCAUUUCGCUGACAACCAUUGGCCUCGGGGAUUACGUCCCCGGAGAAACUCACAGCAGAGAGGACAACCCACACCCACAACUGUACAGGCUGGCCAUUACAGUCUACCUGCUGGUGGGCUUGGUGUGUGUCCUGGUGGUGAUGGAGACAUGCUGCGAGCUUCCCCAGAUGAGACGCCUCAGACAGAGAUUCUACCAAGAAAAUGUUCUGGAUUUGGACCCCGAGACCACCAACAUUAUUGGUGCCGACCACUUGAGCGACCAGGUGACCGACUCUGCAGAUCACAUAUCUCUGGACCAUCCAGCAGUCAUUCCUACUGUAUUACAACAGGCUGAGAGCCUGCGGCAGAACGGCACGUCAACGCCUUAUACCCCAGUUUCAGAAUCCCUUGUUAAUGGAAAGUUGAGAUAACAGCUGUCUGGGCUUGCAGGGGUGGGUCUUACAAACUUCAUAUUUAAGAUGCAUGAACUUUUCCGCUAUAGGUAGCUGCUCUAGACAUACCAACUCUCCAAAUGUUAUUUUAAGAGCAUAAUUAAGGUUAAACACACAGUUGCACUUUUUUGGGUCACUUGAUUGUUUAAAGAGUGAUUUCUCUCCGCCAACACUAACACAGAUACGUGGUGGAAAAGCAGUAACCACCCAGAGAUUAUCAGGAUGGCAUUUUGUUCUCCCCUGUUGCUCCAUGUCCUGCAGAUAACAGAUCUUUGACACAGAGGAAGGGCCGGGCCCUACAAAAGGAAAGGAACCCCCACUGGUUUCCCUUUCCUGACGAAGUCUUGAUAACUCCAAAGCAACACAUUUUUUUCGGUACGAUUUCACACAUUCUUUGCACAUUAUAUACCCCGUGAAGAUAUUUGCAUGGGAAAUUUGCCUUUGUAGAAGCAGCAAAACUGGGCAGCCUCAUAUAAAUGAAACGCACCAUCUGUUGGCCAAAUGUACUUUAAGUACAAGUAUUCCUGCAAGAAGAUCAAGUGAUGGCAGUAAAUACAUAUUUUCUUCCUGGUUUCUUAUCGUUUCCUAAUGGCAUGUAAAAAAAACAACUGACAA
Cololabis saira (Pacific saury) is the source of this 1833-nucleotide messenger RNA. RefSeq names its product potassium channel subfamily K member 1-like. Lineage: Eukaryota; Metazoa; Chordata; Actinopteri; Beloniformes; Belonidae. Gene Ontology annotation, biological process: potassium ion transmembrane transport; stabilization of membrane potential. The record is from RefSeq and is a predicted model, not a curated record. Gene Ontology annotation, cellular component: membrane. Gene Ontology annotation, molecular function: potassium ion leak channel activity. The transcript is spliced from 3 exons. The coding region runs from base 133 to 1197 and encodes 354 amino acids.